GGCAUCAGUUACUUUCAUCGUAAAUUUGAACAAAUAAAUGAUAUUUUUUAUUUUAAUAACGCUGUACAUGAUCUGUGUCUGUCUUCACGUUGAUCCAAAUGAUGGCCCCGCCUGUGAAGGGCGCAGUAAAUGGUUCAGUCAUCCUUCAGCUCCACAGACACUGGGUCGCAGCAUUGCUUCAUGAAGCCGCUCUGAAUCCUGAGUUUUCUGUCCCAAAUAUGGACCGGGAAUGUCCAGGAUGACGUCAUGCGUCGGCUCGGUUUGUAACCACAUUUUAUUUAACUACACCUCCGGUCUGAAGUCAUGCUGGUAGGCACUGGACAGGAAGAGAGUUGGAAAAAGAAACAGGACGCCCUCCCUCGCCUCUCUUCUUCCUCCUCCUCCUCUUCUUCCUCCUCCUCCUCCUGCUCUCUUCGCGGAUAACGGUGUCCAAGAAGUUAUUCAGGACCGAGGGAGACAAAAGCGUCCAGUCCGCCUGUCCAGCGUCGAUCCACGGCCAUCAUUCAUAAAUGUUCCGCCUUUAGAGCGAAAAGCAGCCGGCUGUGAUCAGAUCAUGGAGGAUUUGGGAGUGUCUGAGCCGCCUAACUACCCUCUCAGUCCUCGUAUUGUUGUGUUUGAUGCCCUUCUUGCAGACUUGGAGAACACCAGCUCUCCUCUUCCUCGGUGUCCCGUCUUGCUCACCUCUGACCCUCCUCAGAAUCCCGAUGCCAACUCUCAUGACCCAGCCCAGGCUCGACCGCCGCCGCCUGCCUACACGCCACAGCAGACUGUUUCUGCUGCGAUGAAAUCUUCAACCAACUCUAACCCAGACAAAUUAUACAGCACCGUGUGUAAACCGCGUUCUCCUCGCUCAGCAGAUCCUCCGCCUGCCUUCUCUUCCUCCUCACUUCUGGGUGGAGGUCUGAAUGAGCUGGAUCAUCUACUACAGGAGCUCAACGCCACCCAGUUUAACAUCACAGAUGAGAUCCUGGCCCAGUUUCCUUCUUCUAAGAAAGAUGAGAGUGACAAGAUCAAGGAUAAGGCCUCAACCUCUUCCUCCAGUUCUUCCAAACCUUCAGCAACAUCAGCCACCAUGGAGCUGGACAAACUGAUGGCUUCACUGUCUGACUUCAGAGUCCAGACUACACCAGCUGCACCUGUCAGCCCAGUGGUCACUGUACAGCAGCAGCCUGCCACCCCGCCGCAGCAGCCCGCAGCUCCACCUCAGCCCUCAUCUGAAGGCUCAUUGGACAGCAUGCUAGGACUCCUCCAAUCAGACCUGAGCCGACAAGGUGUUCAGACAUCCUCCAAAGGAAACUGUUCAGCCUGUCAAAAACCAGUUGUAGGACAGGUGGUGACGGCUCUGGGGAAGGUGUGGCACCCGGAGCACUUUGUGUGCACAAAGUGUGAGACUGAGCUGGGCAGUCGCAACUUCUUUGAGAAGGACGGCCAGCCGUACUGCGAGUCGGACUACUUCACGCUCUUCUCCCCCCACUGCGCUCACUGCAGCAAACCCAUACUGAACAAAAUGGUGACUGCUCUGGACAAGAACUGGCACCCGGAGUGUUUCUGUUGCGUCAAGUGCAGCCACUCAUUUGGGGAUGAAGGUUUUCAUGACCGUGAUGGCCAGCAGUACUGUCAGCAGUGCUUCCUGACCCUGUUUGCCUCCCACUGUCAUGGCUGCAGCCAGCCUAUUCUGGAAAACUACAUCUCAGCUCUGAACUCUCUCUGGCAUCCACAGUGCUUCGUAUGUCGGGAGUGCUACAGCCCCUUCAUCAACGGCAGCUUCUUCGAGCACGAAGGCAAGCCGCUAUGCGAGGCCCACUACCACCAGUCCCGCGGCAGCAUGUGUCAGGCCUGCCAGCAGCCUAUCCUGGGCCGCUGCGUCACUGCCAUGGGGGCCAAGUUCCACCCCCACCAUCUGGUGUGCCACUUCUGCCUGAAGCCGCUGAGCAAAGGCUGCUUCAAGGAGCAGGAGAGCAAACCCUACUGCCACCCCUGCUUCAUCAAGCUCUUUGGUUAAAGACACGGCUCCACAGCUCGGCUCUCAUCCUCUGAAUCCCAGAAUACAAAAAGCCACGUGAUGCUUCUAUUGCAGUAUAUCUUGCUUAUUCAGUAUGGGAGUAAGGAUGGAGCAAGGCUCUUUGAGGAAUCACCCAACACAGCACAUAUUUGUUUAUUAAAAUGCAGCUGUUUUGUCAAAGGAAGUAAAGAAACAGAUUAGAAAUGUAUUGUUUCAGCUCAAGAGAUUUAAUGUUAUGAAAGUAAACUUCUUAUAAUAUAUUAGCUUUUUAUUGCAACAAGUACACAUUUCACUGCAUUUGCAUUUAUAUGUUGUUUGCUGAAGUAUGUUAAUGUAAACUACCUUAUGUUUAAAGUCAGGUAUCAUUCACUUACAAUUACUUUGGCAGAAUGCCAAAAAUAAAAAUAAUGUUUUUAUGA
Molecule: messenger RNA, 2421 nt
Organism: Girardinichthys multiradiatus
Lineage: Eukaryota; Metazoa; Chordata; Actinopteri; Cyprinodontiformes; Goodeidae
Product: transforming growth factor beta-1-induced transcript 1 protein-like
Exons: 12
Coding region: 554-2002 (482 amino acids)
Source: RefSeq, a predicted model, not a curated record